GUCAAAGUUCAGACUUGGUUUGACAAUGUAGAAGACAGUGAAUAUGUUGGUGUGGGGGCCAGGUUUGGUCCACCCAUUGUUUCGAAAGAGAAACACGCGAACAGAACUCGGCUUAUCUUAUCGAAUCCUCCAGAUUGCUGCACCCAACCCAAAAAUAAGAUUUCUGGCGAUGUUCUCUUAGUUCACCGUGGCAAUUGCAAGUUUACAACUAAGGCUAGAAUUGCAGAAGCUGCUGGUGCAUCUGCCAUCUUGAUUAUAAAUAAUCGCAAAGAGCUGUACAAGAUGGUUUGCGAACACAAUGAGACAGGUGUAAAUAUUAAUAUAUCUGCAGUUAUGCUGCCGCAAGAUGCAGGCGCAAGCUUGGAAAGCAUUCUAGCUAGUAAUCGCUCUGUUGCAGUGCAACUAUAUUCUCCAGAUCGCCCUUUGGUGGACACAGCAGAAAUUUUUCUGUGGCUAAUGGCUGUUGGCACUAUCUUGUGCGCUUCUAUUUGGUCAGCAUGGAGCUCGAGAGAGGCAGCUAUUGAACAUGAAAAACUUCUAAAGGAUGCACCAAAUGAUUUACUCAACAUGGAAUCAACUGGCUCUGGAGGUGUUGUUGAUAUCAAUACAAUGUCAGCAAUUCUAUUUGUUGUGAUCGCGUCAGGCUUUUUGAUUAUGCUUUAUAAACUCAUGUCCACAUGGUUCGUGGAAAUUUUGGUGGUUCUAUUUUGCAUCGGCGGAGUAGAGGGCUUGCAAACAUGUCUAGUUGCUUUAUUAUCCAGGUGGUUUAAGCAAGCUGGAGAGUCAUUUGUUAAAGUGCCUUUUUUUGGAGCAGUUUCGUACCUCACACUCGCGAUUACCCCUUUCUGCGUAACUUUUGCAGCAGUUUGGGCUGUUUAUCGCCAGAGGUCAUAUGCGUGGAUUGGCCAAGAUAUUCUUGGCAUCACUUUGAUACUUACUGUCAUUCAAAUAGUGCGAGUACCUAAUCUCAAGGUUGGUACUGUGCUUCUCAGUUGUGCCUUCCUUUAUGACAUCUUUUGGGUUUUUGCUUCCAACUGGUUCUUCCAUGAGAGUGUAAUGAUUGUGGUUGCACGUGGUGAUAAGAGUGGAGAAGAUGGAGUUCCUAUGCUGCUUAAGAUCCCUCGCAUGUUUGAUCCUUGGGGUGGAUAUAGUAUUAUUGGCUUUGGUGACAUCCUUCUUCCUGGGCUGCUAAUUGCAUUUUCAUUAAGGUAUGAUUGGGCAACAAAAAAGAAUCUCAAGGCAGGUUACUUCCUAUGGUCAAUGGUAGCUUAUGGAUCAGGUCUUCUAAUCACCUAUGUUGCUCUGAAUUUAAUGGACGGGCAUGGUCAACCGGCUCUUCUCUACAUUGUGCCCUUUACGCUUGGCACGUUUUUAUCAUUGGGUUGGAAAAGAGGUGAAUUAUGUAACCUUUGGAUAAAAGGGCAGCCAGAUAGGGUCUGCCCACAUAUUCAAGCUAUUGCUCAGUAGAUGACGCAGCAGCUACUGAUCUAUGAUAUUGUGAAUUGAAGGCUAUAAGAAUCAGAUGUUGCCUUGAGGCUCUUCUUCUAUAGCAAACUGUAUAUUAUUGAUAUGUGGAGGCACUGUUUUAUAUAUAUAUAAAAAUAGUCUCAGCUAACUUAUGAGCUUGUUAUUAAGAACUUUGUUUUGAAUGUU
Phalaenopsis equestris is the source of this 1653-nucleotide messenger RNA. Its product is annotated as signal peptide peptidase-like 5. Gene Ontology annotation, cellular component: cytoplasmic side of endoplasmic reticulum membrane; lumenal side of endoplasmic reticulum membrane; Golgi-associated vesicle membrane. The record is from RefSeq and is a predicted model, not a curated record. Gene Ontology annotation, biological process: membrane protein proteolysis. NCBI's taxonomy places the organism in Eukaryota, Viridiplantae, Streptophyta, Magnoliopsida, Asparagales, Orchidaceae. Gene Ontology annotation, molecular function: aspartic endopeptidase activity, intramembrane cleaving.